AUGGCUUCUAUGGCGGCUGCAAUAGCCGCAGCUCGGACUGCUGUGUCGGGUAACCGGCCCCUGGAUGAGAAGGAGAGGAAUCGCUUCGCCUAUUUCUCCUCCCUCAACUCCAUGGCCAAGAAGAUCAUGCAGGAUAAGGAGCGGAUCCGCCAGCGCUAUGGCACUCAGUGGGAGAAGAUGCCGCCCAAAGAGCAGGACGAUGCCAUAGACAAGAACCUGGUGGACCCGGAGCUGCAGAGGAGAUAUACCCUACACAGGGGAGCCGCCGACACCCAGCCUGACCCCUGCUACCCCGUCCUCAAAUCCCAGACCGGCCAGAAGGUGGUGCACUUCGGGGAGGAGGACAUAACAUGGCAAGAUGAACACUCUGGACCAUUUUCUUGGGAAACUCGAAGUCAAAUGGAGUUCAGUGUUGCUUCUAUAUCUGGUCAAGAAUUAGCAACUGGUCUUGCACAGACUGAAACAAAGCAAACCCCUAAAGCUGCAAAUCAAAACAAUCAGAUUAAGACUCCUCUUAGCAAUCCCCAAGUUAAGAACACCCAGGUUACUAGACCACCCAACUAUGAUGGAUCAACUCCAAUGAGGAAAGAAGAGGAGUCAACCUUUUGGAAAAUAAGCAUGGAGCGAUCUAGAAUUGAAGGCUCACAGUCAGAAUUUCAGUCUUUAACACCAAGCCAGAUAAAAUCCUUAGAAAAGGGUGAGAAGCCACUACCUGUCUAUUAUAGGCAAGAUUCCUUCCAGAAGGAAAAGGAAGUAUCCAAACCUGAGAAACCAGCACUCUUGACUGAAAAACCAGCUGUGGUUACCAAACAGCCGAAGACUACCAUUCCAAAUGUCGUCUCUUUGGAGAAUCCUAGGCCAAGCCAGUCAUCUGUCAGCACGCUAGAUGAUGUCUUUCUUCCAGAGCCAGUAGAACCUGUGACAGAAACCAGCAAGGAACCUGAAAACGAAGAGACUUCUCCAACAGGACCUCAACUGUUUUCACAGAUUAACACCAGCAGUGUCCUUUUGAAGACAGGAUUUGAUUUCCUUGACAACUGGUAA
Molecule: messenger RNA, 1044 nt
Organism: Staurois parvus
Lineage: Eukaryota; Metazoa; Chordata; Amphibia; Anura; Ranidae
Source: the annotation of a GenBank genome assembly